AGUAAACAUAGCUUACACGUGGUUUGUUUGGUUUUGGUUUUGAAGUGCGAAGUAGCAGGGAAGUGGAAAUUAACGAUUACAAUUGCCUGACAUAGCAUUGCAUAAUAUGUUACAUCGUACCUGAGGACAUUUAAUUGGAGAAGUACUCUUGAAAAUCAUUUGCCAUAUUUCAUAUCAUUUUCUUUGAAGUGAUAUCACAGUAUGGAUGAACAGUGGAAAGUAAUAAAUGAGUUUGAAUGUGUUGAAUCAAUCUCAACAGAUGACUUUUGGAAUGGAGUCAGUGUUUAUAUAGAAAGACCUCAUCUUUUAAAUCGUAGACUUUUAGCUGCCCAGCUAUUAGAAACUAAGACUGCUAUGCAUAAUCACUUCAAUGAAGACUUAAAUGGCACUCUUUUAAGGCUUUUUAAUGAAGAAAUUCUAAAUAUGGCGACUCUUCAUGACUUGCUGAAAAGCAUACCUUCGACUUACAUCAAAUCUAAUGAACCUAUAAAAAAAACUAUUUCUGCUACAGAUGAUAAUGGUUCUAAGAUGUUAUUUGUAAGAAAUUUGCUUUCAAGAAAUAUGAAAUUGUAUGAAGACAUGGUAGAAGUUUCUGUUGCUGAUAAAUCUAGCUGCAGUGUUGCUUUUUAUCCUGUAAAAACUCCUGAUACCUUAUAUCCUUUAUCUCCUGCUUUUCCAUAUAGGAUCCUAUUGAAUAAUAACAAGCUUAUGUUAGAAGUUUCACGUAACUCUUGCGACCAAAAUAAUGCUAAUAACUGCAAAUCAGAAAAGUGGCUUGCAUCAGAUAUUUUGCCAAAGAUCUACAAAUGGUGUAAAUUUCAUCCUGAAGAAACUGUUUUACCCUCUCUUAAUUUGGUUUCAGCAAAGCUCUAUAAUGAAAAUCUUCACAAACUUAAAGAUAAAUAUGGAAAACACUAUGUUAAGAUUUGGCCUGAUUACAAUAGCACAGAUCCUUUUAAAUAUGUUUAUGAAGACAUUUCUAUUUGCGCUUAUCUCAUUACUUUGUGGGAAGAAGAAAGGAUAAGAAAUGGUUCAGAGAAGAAACAAACAUUUCUUGACUUAGGUUGUGGCAAUGGACUUCUGGUUGAUAUAUUAUCCUCUGAAGGGUACGAUGGACUUGGAAUAGAUCUGAGAAGAAGAAAAAUAUGGGAUGCUUUUGAAUCCAGAAACAAAUUGUUUGAAAUGACAGUGGAUCCAAAUCAACAUUUUUUAGAAUAUGAUUGGAUUAUUGGAAACCAUCCUGAUGAGUUAACCCCAUGGAUACCUGUAAUUGCUGCUAGAUCUAGUUAUUCGAUGAAGAUAUUUUUAAUGCCUUGUUGCUAUUACACUUUUAAUGGAAAAUAUGCUCAUUGUGAUGCUGGUCUUUCUCGCUAUCAAUCCUACUUAAAGUUUAUUCAUAAUAUAUGUGAAAUAUCAGGAUUUGUUGUACAGAAGGAUAAAUUAAGAAUACCAUCUACUAAAAGGAGUUGCUUUGUCUGUACAGCUCGAUCAUAUGAAAUGGAAGAAGAGGCUGCAGUGGAUUUACAACGUACACAACUUAUUAAUUCUGAGCUGAAAUUCAAUGAAAAGUUGAAUAAGAAAUCAAGUGAACAGCUUUUAUAUAAGAGAUUGAAAACAUCUGUUGGUUCAGAUUUCAAGCACAGGGAGCAAGUAGAACGUAUUCAAAAUUGCACAAAUUUGGAUAAGAAUGUGAUCAAUAAUAUAGUUUUUGAAGUCAUUAAAAUUUUGCUUUCAACUGAAGACUAUAUACUUAUAAAUCGAGAGGAAGAGCUAAUAUCUUGGAAUUCUGGGGGUGCAGUAAAACUAGAGGAUUUAGUGAAAUUGUUAAAACCAGAUAUGUUGAGUUCUUUAAAAAAUCAAAAUGGAGGUUUUCAAACUCUACUUAGAAAUCAUCGCAAUGUUUUUGAAAUUAAAAACUGUUGUGUUCAACUUAGAGUACCUGAAAAAUAUCAAACUCUCAAGUUUUCACAGCAAAAGCCUGACUUCAAACAAAAGAAAAAUAAGGAUGUUUUCAAAUCCAAAAAUUGCUUUUUCCAUUUUUACCAUCCUCAAGGGUGUCCUUUAUCAUCAAAAGAUUGUUCUUUUUCUCAUGAAAAGAUUGAUUAAACAAAAAAAAUCUAUUUACUAUUGAUUUUUUUUUUUUUUUUAAGUAAUGAGAACCUUUGCUCAAACCUAUAAAUUUCCCUCUUUUCAGCUACAGUUAUUUAAAUACAGUUAUAACUGUUAUUUAACUUCAGCCUAUUAACAUUAUAUACUUAAAAAGUGCCUUAUUAUUGCCAUCAGAAUUGUACUAGAGCUUUCAAAAACUAAAACGCUUAUGUGUGUAAAUGAUAAUACACAAUAGUUCUAAUAUAUUUUGUUUAUAAUCCAAUCAUUCGAUAUAUAAUUAUUUUGAUAUAUUGUGCCAAGUGAUGAUAAUUCACUAUAAUAUAGCCAUUAUAUAUAUUUUAUAUAAUAAAUCAUUCACUAUAUUUCUCUAAUAUGUUUUGUUUUUAAUCUUUACUAUAUAUUUAUUUUAAAAUGUGAUGUGAUUAUUGACUAUAAUGCAGAGAGUCCAACUAAUUCAGAUAUUCCAUAGUUUCUAUUCAAUUUCACCUUUUACUGCCGACUACAGAAAUUAUAACCUAUUUUACAAAAAAGUUUUAUUUUAAACGUUUUCACUGAUUUUUUUUAACAAUUUAUGACAGAAAUGAUGCAACGUUCUAGCAUUUUAAAAAUGAAAAAUACUUAAAAACGUUUAUGAUGUUUUCAUAUUUGCUCUUUACUGGUGAACUAAAAUAAAUAUGAUAAAUAAAAAUGCACUUUCAAAGAAACUUCUGUCGUAUGAUAAUCAGUAUAAUCGCUAACUUAUGAAAUUAAAAUAAGUUGUGCAAGCACAUUCCUUCCUUCUUCCAUCAUUUUUCUUUCCAUGUAGUUUCUUUCUUUUUUCACUAAGGCUUUGAAAGUAGAAUGGAACACAGUUUACACCAAAUAAAGACUGAACACUUGUCCUCUUUUACAAUUGCCAAUUGUGAAUAUUCUUUUUUUCAGGGGAGAGAAACUCAAAAUGUGUUAUGUUUACUUUCUUUUCUUUAUUUUUAUAACUGGACUGGAUUGAUGUUUUCAAUAUUUUCUAUGCAUCUUUUUGAAAAUUGCUUUUUUUUUUUCUUUAAAAAUUAAAAGAGAUUAUUUAAGUCAUUUGAAAU
Messenger RNA from Parasteatoda tepidariorum (common house spider), 3185 nucleotides. The record is from RefSeq and is a predicted model, not a curated record. NCBI's taxonomy places the organism in Eukaryota, Metazoa, Arthropoda, Arachnida, Araneae, Theridiidae.